This is a messenger RNA of Lycium barbarum (goji berry), 1685 nucleotides long. RefSeq lists its product as uncharacterized. The coding region runs from base 68 to 1498 and encodes 476 amino acids. NCBI's taxonomy places the organism in Eukaryota, Viridiplantae, Streptophyta, Magnoliopsida, Solanales, Solanaceae. The transcript has 7 exons. The record is from RefSeq and is a predicted model, not a curated record.
CGUUCCCUCCUUAUUGACCACUCCAAUAAAUCACUACACUCUCCCUCCAAAACACACAUUUUCUUAGAUGCAGAAAGUGAAAAUGGGAAAACAAACAAAACCAAGAAGAACAGAAAACAUAGGCAAAGGAAAAGUAACUCCUGUCCAAAUUGCUUUCAUAGUUGAUCGUUACCUUUCCGACAACCAUUUCGAUGAAACCCGCAACACCUUCCGGUCUGAAGCUUCUCAUCUCCUUUCUAAAUCGCCCAUCCAUGAGGCGCCAAGGAGUUUGUUGAGUUUAGGAGCAAUGUUGGAUGAGUACAUAUGUUUGAAAGAGCAGAAAGUGUUACUAGAGCAAGAAAAAGUGCAGGUUCAGAAUUUGCUAAAGGGAAUGCAACAAGUUAUGAACGGUUACAAUGCAAGUGCAAAUGUGAUGCCACCUCCCCCAAUUGUUGCUUCUUCAAUGCCCAAAUUAGGCGCUCAUGUGGUCCAACAAACUAAUGGGUCUCCCCCAAUUUCAGCAGGUUAUUGUUCUGCAUACACUAGUCCAGCCCUAAUAUCAGUAUCAAUACCUUCCAACACUGCUGCUGAUAACAUGAAUUUUUCUACUCCAAAUUCCAUUCCAACAACUUCAAAAAGAAAAGGGUCCAAGGAGGUUUCAGAUGCUGCCAUAGUAGCUGCCAAGAAAUCUCGUACACGGUCACCCACCAAUCAGUUGCCACUUAAAGUCCUUGCAGGUGCUAGUUCAAUGCCACAAGCAACUACAGAUGAUGAGCAUAACAACAUUUUGACCCCUAUAAUUAAUUAUUCCGACCCUAAGACACCUCCAAUAGAGUCUUCAUCCCAAACUGACAAAUCUAUCUCUCCGGUUCAAAUUUGUUCAGAAGCAACUUCGAUCAAAGAAGAUACUCCCUCUCAUCUACUGUCGAGUAACCACACUAUAAUCUCUUCAGAGACAAUUCGAUUGACCCCCACCAAACAAAUAGGAUACUAUUCCAUAGAGAGAAAUCAUUGUGUUUCAACUUCCUCACCAGUUAAAGCAAACCUGAAUAGGUCUGUGAAGAGAGAUCAAGUAAAAGGUAGGUUAGAUUUUGAUGCCUCGGACAUUCCAAGUAGUUCAGAAGUACCACAAGUUCCUGACAGGAUUUCUACAUCUGAUUUUGUUAAGGAAGGAGAUAUUUUUGACUUGGAUUUACCUAACUUAGAUCUUCUCGGUGCGAAUUUUAGUUUUUCUGAGCUGCUGCGUGAUUUUGACAUUGAUGGACAAGGGAUUGAUUAUUCUUGCCAGGACAAACUGGACUUUUCUCCAGAUUCCUUUUCAGGGUCACCAUAUGAGUCUGGAAAUGUCAACAUUGAUGCAAACCAAAUAACAUCACAGAUUUCAUCUACAGUUACUGAAGUCUUUUCAGAGAAAGAUACAAGUUUACUAGGUCCAGAUACUGUGAAAACUGUGAAAUCUGUUACGAAACGUAUCCAACUUUUAAGUCCUGUUAAGCGUAAUAGAAGCUCGAGACAUUAGAACUUGUGUGCAAGAAAUGACUAAAUUUUCCGACAGAUGGAUAUGGAGGCUGGCAUGCUAAAUUCAUCACAACUGACCUUAUUUAUGAAACCCAAUCGAAUUACCUUUUUAUGUUUUAGAUUUUGACUAUUCAUUCAUCUGUAAAAUAUGGGAUGGAUUUGAUUUAACAUAGAAACCUCUAGGUACA